Thelazia callipaeda (thelaziosis nematode) is the source of this 549-nucleotide messenger RNA. NCBI's taxonomy places the organism in Eukaryota, Metazoa, Nematoda, Chromadorea, Rhabditida, Thelaziidae. The record is from the annotation of a GenBank genome assembly.
AUGAAUCUACUAGAUUGGUUGGUAUGCGUGGCUAUAGCUGCAUUAAUAUGGUCAUUGUGGCAACAAUUAGAAAAAGCUAAAGAGCAGGAAAUAAAAAAUCUGAUAAAAGCUAGAAAAGGUCGAAAGAAAAAGCGAGUGAAGAAAAAAGCCAGUGAGCGCAUUAUCAUCGAUGAAUCUGAAUUAAAUUUCAAAAAGGCACCACUCCCUCCUCCUCCAUUACCUGAAAUGACACAUCCACUAUCUUCUGGAUCAGCAGCUGAAUCUGCACCUCCACAAUCUGAAUUGACAUCUAAAGAUUCUUCUAAACUGGAAACGAGCAAAGAACAGUCAGAUAAUCAAAAUAAGAUGCCACAACAUGAAAAAGGGAAACAUGGAACUAAUUCAGAAGUUACGGAUGCAAUUCAGAAAAAGACAGGCAAAUUAAAUGAAAGUGGACCUGAAUGGGGUGCACUUAGCAAUCAAAAAACACAACCACAGAAACCAUGGAUGUUUGAAGGUGAAGCCAAUUACCCACCAAACUUCUUCACAGUAGCUCAUCAAUCCCACUAA